GCAGCGUGCUACAGGGCAGCCGCACAGUGAUCCUGGCUUUUUUCCCGCCGGUCUCCACUAAUAUUCCGCUCCCGGCCGUCCUCUCCUCCCCCGCCGGCUCCUCAUUAUAUCAGCGCGCACAAUGCAAGCUUAGCUAGCUAGCCCUUGUUUGUUGGGUGUGGCCUAGCUGAGCUGCAGGGGCGAGCUGAUCGGCCGGCGGCAGAGAGCGAGAGCCAAAGCCAAAGCUCGGAGGGGAGGAGGAGAGAUCGUCGUCGUCAUGGGGAGGGGACGGGUUGAGCUGAAGCGGAUCGAGAACAAGAUCAACCGCCAGGUGACCUUCUCCAAGCGCCGCAACGGCCUGCUCAAGAAGGCCUACGAGCUCUCCGUGCUCUGCGACGCCGAGGUCGCGCUCAUCAUCUUCUCCAGCCGCGGCAAGCUCUACGAGUUCGGCAGCGCAGGAAUAACUAAGACAUUAGAAAGGUACCAACAUUGCUGCUACAAUGCGCAAGAUUCCAAUGGGGCACUCUCCGAAACUCAGAGUUGGUACCAGGAAAUGUCAAAGCUGAGGGCAAAAUUCGAGGCUUUGCAGCGCACUCAAAGGCACCUGCUUGGGGAGGACCUUGGCCCACUGAGCGUCAAGGAACUGCAACAGCUAGAAAAACAGCUUGAAUGUGCUUUAUCACAGGCGAGGCAGAGAAAGACACAACUUAUGAUGGAACAAGUGGAGGAGCUUCGCAGGAAGGAGCGUCACCUGGGAGAAAUGAACAGGCAACUCAAGCACAAGCUCGAAGCUGAAGGUUCCAGCAACUACAGAACCUUGCAGCAUGCUGCCGCCUGGCCAGCUCCCGGCGGCACCAUGGUGGAGCAUGACGGCGCCGCAUAUCAUGUGCAUCCGCCUGCUCCCUCCGCUGCUAUGGACUGUGAACCCACUCUGCAAAUCGGGUAUCCUCAUCAUCAGUUUCUGCCUUCUGAGGCAGCGAAUAAUAUUCCACGCAGCGCCCCCGGAGGCGAGAACAACUUUAUGCUGGGAUGGGUUCUUUGAUCAGUUCCCCUGCAGAUCCACCCAUCAGAUGAAAAUUGCAACAAAUAAAAGGCGCAUUCAGCCCUAUAUGUGCAUAUCCAUGCUCAAGUGCUGGAUGACGCCAUCUUUUAAAAUUUGUGUGUAAGAACUAACUAAGAACUGCACCUUUAUUCCAUGUGGCUGUGGUGUGGCACGUUUAUUAUAUUUUCAUUAGGACCAUGAAUCUUGUAAAAAUACUUCUAUGCUGCCGGUGCAUGCACCAUGCAAUCCAAAAUUAUCUCUACAUACCCAGUGC
Panicum virgatum (switchgrass) is the source of this 1295-nucleotide messenger RNA. Its product is annotated as MADS-box transcription factor 6-like. The transcript is spliced from 8 exons. The coding region runs from base 257 to 1021 and encodes 254 amino acids. The record is from RefSeq and is a predicted model, not a curated record. Gene Ontology annotation, biological process: positive regulation of transcription by RNA polymerase II. Gene Ontology annotation, cellular component: nucleus. Gene Ontology annotation, molecular function: RNA polymerase II cis-regulatory region sequence-specific DNA binding; DNA-binding transcription factor activity, RNA polymerase II-specific; protein dimerization activity. Lineage: Eukaryota; Viridiplantae; Streptophyta; Magnoliopsida; Poales; Poaceae.